Messenger RNA from Abrus precatorius (Indian licorice), 1193 nucleotides. RefSeq names its product inositol-tetrakisphosphate 1-kinase 1-like. The transcript has a single exon. Bases 26 to 979 code for a protein of 317 amino acids. Gene Ontology annotation, molecular function: magnesium ion binding; inositol-1,3,4-trisphosphate 6-kinase activity; ATP binding. NCBI's taxonomy places the organism in Eukaryota, Viridiplantae, Streptophyta, Magnoliopsida, Fabales, Fabaceae. Gene Ontology annotation, biological process: inositol trisphosphate metabolic process. Gene Ontology annotation, cellular component: cytoplasm. The record is from RefSeq and is a predicted model, not a curated record.
GAGCCUGAUCACCCAUACAACAAACAUGUCCGAGUCCAAAGUAGUCGCAACUCAGAGGUAUCGUGUUGGCUAUGCUCUCCAACCCAAGAAAGUCGAAACGUUCCUUCAACCUUCUCUUCUCGAUUACGCUGAACAAAACGGCAUCGACCUCAUACCAAUCGACCCCACCACACCCUUACAACGACAAGGCCCUUUCCAUUGCAUCAUCCACAAAUUCCCCACCCAACAGUGGAACAAACACCUCCAAGAAUUCUCAGCCAAACACCCUAACACUAUCAUCAUCGAUCCCCCUGAGUUAGUCGAUCGCCUUUGCAAUCGGAUUUCCAUGCUCGAGGCAGUGACCAACUUGCAAAUUUCUCUUCAAAAUGCCACUGUUGGGGUUCCCAAGCAAGUGUUCGUGAACGACCCGAAAACCUUCGAUUUCGACAAAAUCGAAGAACUGGGAUUGAGAUUCCCCGUGAUAGCAAAACCGUUUGUGGCUGACGGCACCGCUGAGUCUCACAAACUGUGUUUGGUUUUCGACCGUGAUGGGCUCAACGCGUUGAGCGUUCCCACGGUGCUGCAAGAGUUUGUGAAUCACGGUGGGGUUGUUUUCAAGAUUUACGUUGCUGGGCAACGCGUGAAUUGCGUAAAGCGCAAAUCUUUGGGUGAUAUAUCCGAGGAGAAGCUGAGAACAUUGAAAGGGUCACUACCAUUUUCUCGACUAUCGAACUUUAGCGUCGAAGACGAGGAAGGGGGUGGUGGCGCCGUUGAGACUGCUGAAAUGCCUCCUCAGAGUUUGGUGUGUGAGUUGGCGAUGGCAUUGAGGGAAGCAUUGGGACUUAACCUUUUCAACGUGGAUUUGAUAAGAGAUGGUAAAGGUGAGAGAAGGUACCUUGUGAUUGAUAUCAAUUACUUUCCGGGGUAUGCAAAAAUGCCAUCUUAUGAGCCCUUUAUCACCAAUUUUUUGUUGGAUAUUUUACGCACCAAGAAGGCGUAGUUGAGUUACCAGCCUCAAGAUGAUGUUAUUACAUUACUGUCUAAUCAUUAUCGUUAUGUUUGUUUAAGUGCCUUUAAACCUUACUCUUUUUUAAUGUCGUUUUUGAGAAUGAUCGGUGAUAUUUGGCACCUGUUAUAUUUGAUUGGGGUUUUGAUCAUUUGAACGUCCAGGAGUCUUGACUGUAUUUCCUUUCCAUAAAACGUGGUAUGGUAUU